Messenger RNA from Hyaloscypha bicolor E, 2454 nucleotides. RefSeq names its product glycoside hydrolase family 92 protein. The transcript has 6 exons. Gene Ontology annotation, cellular component: nucleus; cytosol. The record is from RefSeq and is a predicted model, not a curated record. Bases 1 to 2454 code for a protein of 817 amino acids. Gene Ontology annotation, molecular function: peptide-N4-(N-acetyl-beta-glucosaminyl)asparagine amidase activity; carbohydrate binding. NCBI's taxonomy places the organism in Eukaryota, Fungi, Ascomycota, Leotiomycetes, Helotiales, Hyaloscyphaceae. Gene Ontology annotation, biological process: carbohydrate metabolic process; glycoprotein catabolic process; protein deglycosylation.
AUGGAGGCAAUCAUAUAUCGAAUUAAGCGUGGAUGGCUUCCCGCUCUUGCUCUUUCAACUUGCGUCGUGGCUGGAAACAAAGGGGUGGUGAUUGGCACCGAGAGAGUGCCGAAUUGGCCUUUCGACGUAUUUGAUUAUGUUGAUCCUCUAAUCGGAACCAUCAAUGGAGGUCACGUCUUUCCUGGUGCAACCCUUCCAUUUGGAAUGGCCAAGGCAGUUGCGGAUGUGAACAAUCCGGAUGAGAAGCAAGGAGGAUUCGCAUCAGACAACAGUGAUAUCACAGGUUUUAGUCAUAUGCACGACUCGGGGACUGGGGGGUCACCCUCGUUGGGCAACUUCCCAAUAUUUCCGCAAACGGGAUGCCCUGGAGAUAUCGUCGAUAACUGCUUCUUCACCAAAACCGACCGAGCAUCGAGAAGAAUCAAUGACACCGUGGAAGCCCACCCUGGAUAUUUUGCAAUCAGCUUGAACACUUCGGUCCACACGGAGAUGACUGUCACCAACCACACCGCCUUGUACCGUAUAACCUUUCCCUCAAAUUCGACAAAAUCGGCGCAAAAUCAGACAGCACUACCAUACAGCCCUCUGAUCCUGGUUGAUUUGACCGACUUGCCAGAUUCCAGAAUCAAUGGGAGCGUUGAAGUUGACGGAGACAAUGGGAGAAUUGUCGGAAAUGGGACGUUUAACCCAUCCUUCGGUCUCGGAACUUACGAUCUUCACUUCUGCGCUGAUUUCUCAGGAGCCCCCAUCAGAGAUACGGGUGUCUUCAUGAACAAUAGAGCUGGUAGCGAACCGAAGAAUUUGAGGAUCACUCCAAAUGGAAACUCACCGCCUAUCCCAGCCGGAGCGUGGACUCAAUUCGAAGCACCUGCUAAUAAUCAAUUGUUGGUUCGGGUCGGCCUUUCAUUUAUCAGUACGGAACAAGCUUGCCAUAAUGCAGAGACCGAGCUCCCAAAUUUUGGGUUCGACGACGCUCGCAAGGCAGCCGAAGAAGUCUGGAGGCAGAAGCUUGGGGUCAUCAACGUUGAUACGACGGGUGUUAGUGAUAUGCUACAAACUGUCUUCUGGUCUGGUACUUACAGAGCGAUGAUUUCACCGCAAGACUAUACCGGAGAAAAUCCUCUAUGGGAGAGCGACGAGCCAUACUACGAUUCGUAUUACUGCAUCUGGGACUCCUUUAGAAGCAUUCAUCCUCUGAUCACGUUGCUGGACCCUGAGAGCCAGACGAAAAUGACCAGAAGUUUGAUUGAUAUCUAUCGACACGAAGGGAAACUUCCUGACUGCCGCAUGUCACUUUGCAAGGGCUUCACGCAGGGAGGGUCGAAUGCUGAUGUGGUCUUAGCGGAUUCCUACCUGAAAAAUAUCACAGAUGGUGUUGAUUGGGUGACUGGAUAUGAGGCUGUGGUCUCAGACGCUGAAGAUGAACCUCUCGAUUGGUCUGUUGAAGGGAGAGGAGGCCUGACCAGUUGGAAGAACCUAGGAUAUAUUCCUACGGAUGAUUUUGAUCCAUAUGGAGGAGGACCUUUCACUCGUUCCAUCUCGCGAACGGUUGAAUACGCAUACAACGAUUUUUGCGUCGCUGAAAUGGCGAAAGGACUUGGUCAUGCAGGAGAUGCUGAGAAAUAUCUAGAGCGAUCGGAUAAUUGGAAGAACAUGUACAAAGCAGAACAGACUUCUUUCGUCACGAACACCACCGGUCACAUCAACGAGACCCUCGACAGCGGGUUCACCGGAUUCCUCCAGCCACGAUAUCUCAACGGCACCUUCGGAUUCCAAGAUCCAUCCCUUUGCUCACCACUCUAUAACUUCACCUCAUGCUACCUUAAACCUGACGGGCAUGAAACCUACGAAGGCAGCGCAUGGAUGUACACCUUCUACGUUCCCCAAGAUAUGGCGACUCUCAUCACAACAUUAGGCGGACCCUCCACCUUCGUAAAACGAUUAUCCUAUCUGCACACCUCAGGCCUUCUCUACAUUGGAGAUGAACAAGCCUUCCUCCCCGUCUUUCAAUUCCACUACGCAGGCCGUCCAGGUCUUUCAGCAUAUUUCUCUCACUUUUAUAUCCCCUCUCAGUUCAACGGCACUGUCGAAGGGAUAGCAGGGAACGACGACUCAGGAGCAAUGGGCUCCUUCACCACGCUCUCCAUGAUGGGUCUCUGGCCAGUCCCCGGACAAGAUGUUUAUUUAAUCACACCACCGUAUUUCUUAGAAGUUAACGUGACAAGCGGGCAGACGGGUAAGGUGGCGACGAUCAGGAAUGUUAAUUUCGAUGCCGAGUAUGAGAAUAUUUAUAUUCAGAGCGCGACAUUGAAUGGAGAGAGUUAUACGAAGAAUUGGAUCACGCACGAUUUUUGGUUGGAGGGUGGGGUUUUGGAGUUGACGUUGGGGAGGAAUGAGAGUAAUUGGGGUACGAAGGAUGAGGAUCUGCCGCCGAGCUCCUCGACUUCUUGGUAG